GGGCUAAGGCGUAGUAUAAACGUCUAUUAUAUAGAUAACGGCUCUAGGCGUCUGGGGGGUAUAUUACGAGAUAUAGAUAUAGUUAAUACUACCCAUAUUAAGUGGGCCCGCUUUUUAUAA
Molecule: messenger RNA, 120 nt
Organism: Colletotrichum lupini
Lineage: Eukaryota; Fungi; Ascomycota; Sordariomycetes; Glomerellales; Glomerellaceae
Exons: 1
Source: RefSeq, a predicted model, not a curated record